Aethina tumida (small hive beetle) is the source of this 879-nucleotide messenger RNA. It is a transcript of the gene CHMP2B, whose product is annotated as charged multivesicular body protein 2b-B. The transcript is spliced from 3 exons. The coding region runs from base 120 to 758 and encodes 212 amino acids. The record is from RefSeq and is a predicted model, not a curated record. Gene Ontology annotation, cellular component: multivesicular body; ESCRT III complex. Gene Ontology annotation, biological process: late endosome to vacuole transport; endosome transport via multivesicular body sorting pathway; protein transport. Lineage: Eukaryota; Metazoa; Arthropoda; Insecta; Coleoptera; Nitidulidae.
AAUAAAGACGCAAAAUCUGUUUGUCUUAAUCAAUAAAUUUCGUGACUCAUUUUUAUUUUUUCAAACAGUGAUGUCAUUCAAAUUAUUAAGUUAGGUUAAGUUGAGUAAUAACAAAUUUUAUGAUGUUUAACUUUUGGUCUAAACCUGAUCCUAAAGAGGAGCAAAGACAAGUUGAUAGACAAUUAAGGAAAGUAGGCAGAGACAUCGAAAGAGAUCGCAGAGAACUAGAAAGGGAAGAAAAGAAAUUGGAACUUGAAAUCAAGAAACUAGCCAAAGAAGGUAACAAUGAGGGUUGUCGGAUGCUAGCCAAGCAACUAAUACAACUUAGAAAACAGAAAAACAGAUCAUACAAUGCCUCAAGUAAGGUGCAAGGUAUACAGUUUCAAAAUAAAGCAAUGGGGGCUAAUGUUAAAAUGGCAAAUGCUAUGGGCGUCGCCGGUAAAACUAUGGCUGACAUGAAUAAACUCAUUCGGCCUGAACAAAUUGCUGCUACUGUCAAUGCCUUCUCUAAAGAGAAUAUGAAGAUGGAGAUGACUGAUGAUAUGAUUAAUGAUACUUUAGAUGAUAUGCUAACUGAAUCUGGAGAUGAAGAGGAGAGUGACAACAUUGUUAGUCAAGUUUUGGAUGAAAUUGGUAUUGAAAUUAGUGGAAAGAUGUCCGGUGUUUCUGUGCCUUCAACAAGCCUGGGAGAAACAUCCAAGUCUAAGGGACUUACUGAUGAUGAAAUUGAAGCACAAUUAGCCAAAUUAAAAGGUUAAACACUCUGCUGCUGUUCUUGUGAAUAUAUAUUGUUAUUAUAUUAUUUUAUUCUAUAGUAUUACAUUGUAUAUGGAACCGCUUUUACACUUUUAGGAUAAAUAAAAUACUGUUUUUUAAUCA